AUGGAAGGCAGCCUCGGGAUCUUGUACGUGUGCGGGGAGCAGACUGACGGCGAGAUCAAGAUCGCUGAGGGUCUUCUCGGACGCAAAGUGCGCGGCGUCUGCGGCGCCUACGACCGCUUCGUGGCUCUUGUGGACGCGUGGGAGCUCGACUGGCCAGCAGUUGACGGAGGAGGAGGGGGCGACGAAGCUGCGGCGCUGGAGAGUCAACUGGUGGCGGAAGGGCUGCAGGACGUCAAAGUCCACAGCGUUGCAGUGGGCAAGAACCACCGCGUCGCGCUCUCGCUGGACGGCCAACUGUUCUCCUGGGGCCGCCCUGGAGCUGCGCUGCCCAGUAGCGAGCUCGGCCACAAGCAUGGGACGACGAUGGCGCAGAACUACUACCGAGUGAAGACUCCCGGGCCGGAGGUCGAUGGCCCAGACAAGCGCGAGUUAGCUUCGGCCAAGUCAGCUCAAGCUCUGGCUCGGCCGCUGACGACGGUGACGGCUACAGCUACUGGCACUCCGCAUCGAGUGGUGACGGCGCCCGAGCUCUUCUUCUCGCAGGUUUCUUGCGGCAAACACCACUCGGCCGCAGUCACGGACGGCGGGGACAUUUACACGUGGGGAAGGAACUUCGAGGGGCAACUCGGCCAGGUGUUCAAGACGCUGCCCAAGGAGGUGAACGCGGUCUUCAACGGCAUCUGCGCGUGGCCCAAGUACGUCGGCUUCUUCCUGGGCAAGCCUCGCGUUGUAUCUGCCUGUUGUGGUAACACCUUCACUGCAGUGUUGCUCGCCGACGGGAGCGUGUAUCUCCUUGGAGGCAGCUCGCUUCGACCUGCCAGUAAUGCCAACAGGAGUCCGAAUGCCCCUGGGGUCAGCACCCUCAAUUUGAUCCUGGACAAGGGCUCAAAUGGUGAACCGUUCGUCGGAAUCGCCUGUGGAUACGACCACGUUCUCGCAGUGACAACCGCGGGUGAAAUGUUCUCGUGGGGGUUGAACACUUUCGGCCAGCUUGGACACGGUGGGAAGACUGGAAGGGGGGAAGCUGAAGUCAAAGGGGGGAACGCUCUCCCAAGCGCUGUAAAAUGCGAUAGAACCGUCAAGUGGGCGAAGGUUUUCGCAGGCGGCAACUACUCCGCAGCUCUAACUGUAGCCAAUCAACUGUUCACGUGGGGGAACGGCAGCUACGGGAAGCUGGGGCAUGGGGGCAAGUCACGCAAAUACGACUGCGAGUUUGUCCCACGACGUGUGGAGUAUCUGCAGCACACCGUCAUUGGGUCGGUGGUCUGUGGAGAUCGCAACCUCUUUGCGUUCGCUCCGACGUGCAUCUCGGAGAUCGCCCCUGUCUGCGGGGAACACGUCGGCGGCUACGAGCUGCGGAUACGCGGCAGCGGGUUCUGGCCCAGCGACAACAUGACAGUGCGGUUUGUGCCGCUGAACGACGGCCGACUCAUGCGUGGCAUGCUCGGCACGUUCAAUGAGGCCACGGGGGAGGUUCUGUGCCAGGUGCCGAAGUUCCGAUUGCCUGGAGGAUACGCCGUCGAGGUUUCCAUGAACGGCAAGCACUUUACGUCGAAUGAGCGGGUCUUCACGGUGUUUAAGCGUCCUCAGGUGGCCGCAGUGUCCGUCUUUGAUACCCGAUUCUCAGGAGAGGAAGAGAUCACGAUGUCCUUGUGCGGCAGCCUCCCGGAGAUCUCUCGGCGCCCCAUUGUGCGCUUCGUGCGCUCCUUUGACGAGCGUCCAGAGAGCGUGAAUGAAGCGGAGGAGACCGAGUACGAUCCGUCCGAUAUCACCGGUCGAUUGCUGCGGUUGAAGGCGCCUAUUAUACCGGACAACGGAGAGGGCAUCGCACCCUACGUACUCGAGAUCUCGUACGAUGGAGGGCUCAUAUUUGCGCCAGUGUGCGUUGACCCGACGCUUGUGAAGCAGAAGGAUGAAAAUGCAGACAAAGUCGAACAGGAGGAACUAUCUCACCCCUUCAGCUAUUCCCGUAAAUUAGACGAGCCUCGACCUGCGUUGCCCCACGUUAUCUGGGCCCACGACGCGCAACUUGUCCGCGUUGUCCCCAACUCGUUCCUCACUAACGACCUGCCACAGACGAUCAAGAUCAUGCCAAGCGCCUCGGCUGUUCUCCCCAUCGACAGUGUCGAAGGAAACCUCAUCGUGUGCUCCAUCCCUCCGCUGUCCGAGUGGAAAUGCACUGCACCGACUAACCCGAAGCUCCAGGGGCUAUCAGCCGAAUGGUGGAGGGCGCUCUCCAAGACGGGCUUUGUGUCCAAACUUCGCGUGUCCAUGAACGCCGGGAGGACCUUCGUCCCUGCUCAGCUGCUACUCGGGGGAAGAAGCUUCUCCACGGCAGCGCAGAUAUUUGGGAUGCUGGCGCCUGGACGCUUAUUGAGCCUUUUUCCUAGCGUCGGAAUGGUCCCGGGCGGCACUCAGGUGUCGGUUGCUGGCGAUUUCUUCCACUUCGACACACAAGACGCCGCAGUCAAGUUACAGUGGAGAGAGAGCUGCUUGGUAGUGCCCGCAGUCUGCUUGCGACCUGAAGAAGCUUCGGGCGAAGCGAGCUCCACGAAUCGCCGUGUCGUCUUCAGAACGCCGCCGCUGCCGUUCCCCGAUGAUUCGGCCACAGCUGCGGCCAUGGCGGUGGGAAUGGUGCUGGGAACACGCGAAGAGGUCACGGUAUUCGUGUCGCUGGACGGCGAGCACUUCACCGACGCCGGAUUGAGUUUCGUGUACUGCGCUGUCCCGGAACUGAGUGGAAUUUCUCCGCAGGAGGCGGAAGCUGGCGCCACAAUGGUGCUGGCAGUUUUGCCUGUCGAAAUCGACGAAGCCGCUCGAACAGCCGAGUUUGUACUGCCAGAGCUACCUGUUAGCGCGGACGAACGAGUUCAUGUCGCGCUAUCGCUCAACGGUCAAGAGUUCUCGGAGGGUAUAAUGGAUCCAUCGCCGGAGUCGAACGGGGGAGGGGUGAGCUUCCUCUACAAAGCUUCAGCAACUCCAGCAGCUGAAGGGUAA
Phytophthora sojae is the source of this 2997-nucleotide messenger RNA. RefSeq lists its product as hypothetical. The transcript is spliced from 4 exons. The record is from RefSeq and is a predicted model, not a curated record. Bases 1 to 2997 code for a protein of 998 amino acids. Lineage: Eukaryota; Oomycota; Peronosporomycetes; Peronosporales; Peronosporaceae.